GCGCAGCGCCGACUGUGUGACCUGUUUCCGGUGUGGAAGGAUGUGGCCGCCUUGCAGGUCACUGCGUAACUUGGCUCUAGCCUUGGCGAGAUCUCAGGGAGCUCGGGCCUGCAGUGGGGACGAACGUGUCUCCUACACACAGGGCCAAAGCCCGGAGCCCAGAACCCGCGAGUAUUUCUACUACGUGGAUCACCAGGGCCAGCUUUUCCUGGAUGACUCCAAAAUGAAGAACUUUAUCACCUGCUUCAAAGACCUGCAGUUCCUGGUCACUUUCUUCUCCCGGCUGAGACCUAACCACAGCGGGCGCUAUGAGGCUUCCUUUCCCUUCCUCUCUCUCUGCGGCAGAGAGCGUAACUUCCUGCGCUGUGAAGACCGGCCCGUGGUCUUCACGCACCUGCUGGCCCCCGAAAGCGAGUCCCCUCGCCUCUCCUACUGCGGCGGCGGCGAGGCCCUGGCCAUCCCCUUUGAGCCGGCUCGCUUGCUACCUCUGGCGGCCAACGGGCGCCUGUACCACCCGGCACCGGAGCGCGCAGGCGGCGUGGGCCUAGUGCGCUCGGCCCUGGCCUUCGAGCUCAGCGCUUGCUUCGAGUACGGACCUGAAUCACCCACGGUCCCCUCUCACGUGCACUGGCAGGGUCGCCGCUUCGCCCUAUCUAUGGAUCUGGCCCCGCUGUUGCUCGCUGCCCCGCCGCCCUGAGCCUCCAGUUGGGGCUGGGUGGGGGAGGGUUAGGGCAAACACUGGGCUUCGUAGUACUCGCAGGUUACCCCUCGGUCCCAGACUUCCAGGUCGACCCAAAUGUCUCCAGUCACCUGCACGCCAGUGACUGAGUGCGCGUGCGCGCAGAGGUGCGCCUUGGGCCUCGGUAGGUUGGCGCUGUCCAAGGUUCUCGUGCGGCCCCGCUAUUCUCGGUCUCUACAGCGGUCCCCUCUCCGCCACCUCUAACCCUUACAACCGGUCUUGCAUCCCACGGAUUGGCCUGCUCUGGUCACGUCAGGCUGGGCGGCAGGCGCUAGGCGCGCGUGGGCCGGUGCGCGUGCGCGCCCACCCCCACCCCCCCGCCGCUUCUCCAGUCUAGCAGCCGCAAGCACCGCGGGGAGUCGCUCGCCACUGGAGCAGGUGAGGGGAGGGGGGGGUCCUGGCCCAAGGUCACCAGGCUUGGGGGCGGGAUCGGGACCCUUUAGGUUCUAACUGCUGCACCAAGGAAAGGUCAGGCUCUCUGGCUGCGGGGAGAGGGAUGGAAACCACGCCCUCUGUGAGCAGGCUCAGACCCGCUGGAGCGGGGGGGGGGGGGGGGGGGGGGGGGGGGGGGGGAGGGGG
Molecule: messenger RNA, 1318 nt
Organism: Alexandromys fortis (reed vole)
Lineage: Eukaryota; Metazoa; Chordata; Mammalia; Rodentia; Cricetidae
Gene: CUNH8orf82
Product: chromosome unknown C8orf82 homolog
Exons: 3
Coding region: 41-697 (218 amino acids)
Source: RefSeq, a predicted model, not a curated record